This is a messenger RNA of Rosa chinensis, 1222 nucleotides long. RefSeq lists its product as uncharacterized. NCBI's taxonomy places the organism in Eukaryota, Viridiplantae, Streptophyta, Magnoliopsida, Rosales, Rosaceae. The transcript has 2 exons. The coding region runs from base 181 to 1098 and encodes 305 amino acids. The record is from RefSeq and is a predicted model, not a curated record.
UUGAAUUGUUCUGAGUUCGGAGUUUCCAAUCUUGAAAUUGAUUAUACUAGCUGAGUCUUGUAACCAAAGUUCCGAGGCAAAAGGUUUGAAAAAGGCUAUUUAGGUAAGUUCCCACACCUAAAACCCACCUCAUAAAAGAGUCCAAACGUAAAGAUUGUUGUUUCUUCCGGCGAAAGCAAAAUGCCAACGACUCCAACUCGUCUUCUCCUUAAACAAGUCCUGAUCGAUUCCGUCAAGAUCACCCUGAGAAACAAGCAAACAUUUCUUUCCAUUUUUGCCCUCACGACCCUCCCUCUCUCCCUCCUCCUCUUCUCCCUCUCCCUCUCCUCCCACCCCCUCAAAUCCCACGUCUUCCAUCUCGAGUCCCUCGCCUCCCAGGCCCCCACGCGCUUCGAGGCCCGCCAGGUCUGGAAGGAGUCCCGCGACGACGCCGUUUCGCUCUUCCGCAUCAAGCUCCUCUACUUCCUCCCCUCCUUCCUCUUCUCCCUCACCGCCUCCGUCACCGCCGUCACCGCCACCUCAUUAGCCUAUCACGGAAGAUCCCCAAAUCUCCUCCGUUCCUCACUCGCCGCCGUCAAGUCCAGCUGGAGCAGACCCUUCGCCACCAGCGUCUGCAUCUACGCGCUCCUCGUCGCGUACGCCCUCGUCCCCCCCACUUUGGCCGCCGCGGUAUUCGCAUCGUCCGGGUCCCGAUUUUUCAUCCGGAUUAUCGGGUCGGGUCUGGAGAUCUACUUGAUGGCGGUUAUGGGGCUUGGCCUGGUUGUCUCGAUCCUGGAGGAGAGGUACGGCUGGGAAGCGAUCCGGGUCGGGUCGGGUUUGAUGGCGGGUAAGAGGCUGUGCGGGUGGGUGUUGUCGGGUUCGUUUGUGACGGUUACGGCGGUGAUUGCAAGGAAGCUGGAGGAUGUGAUGGACGGUCAGGAUUUGAUGGAGCAGUCGUCGACGGGAACAAUGACGAGAGUCGUGGUGGGUAUUGAGGAGAAAUUUGGGUGGGUGAUUUUGUACGGAUUGGUUGUGCUUUGGGGGUAUGUUGUUACCUCGGUUUUUUACUGCGAGUGUAGGAAACACCAUUUAAUUAAUCUCCACGAAACUGCUGGUUGACUGGGUUCAGUAGAGCCUACGCGGAUAGAUUGGUCAAGUUAAGAAAAAGAAGAUAGAAAAACGAGUGACUGGUGAAAAGUAUUUAUAUAAGGUGCCAACUCUUCGGUGCUUCAGAGAAGAAAGC